AUGUCUCUACCAAAAACAGACCUCCAUGACUCUCCAAGAAUACCUCUAACCAAGGUCUCCGCUCGUCACGGAACCAGCCAGCUAUUCUCUUCUUCCCCUCUAUCAACAUCCACUUCUUCACCAUUGGCAUCCACAGCUACAAUCACCACAGUUGAUCUUCCCUCUACAAACCAUAACCACCGUCACCAUAUCUCAACCAAUUCUUGCUCCUCUUCUGCAUCAACUUACUCAGUUUCACCUCCAGAUUCUGUCCCUGAAUCUCCAGUUACUGCCUCUCCAAUCCCAAGAUAUCGAUCAGCUCGAGGUGGUGGCGGAGUCCCAAACACAAAUGGCACUUCGACACCAUCUUCCAUCAUUUCUUCUUCUUCUACUUCUUCUUCUUCUCACCAUCAGCCUUCUCACAAGUCUCUUCACUCUCAAUCGAGCAAAUCUUCCAUUUUUUCGCCUGAUAUCGCUUCUUCUUCAUCAUCAUCUUCUCUUAGUUUCAUGCAUAAACUCUCCUAUUUACACCAACACCAUCACAGUCAUAAUAACAACAAUAAUACUCCUACAUUGCCUGCUUCUAAUAAACCCGAUCUACAAAAAUCUUCAACAUCAUCUUCUUCAAAUAAUAUCCAAGCUUCUUCUUCUUCCUCUUCGCAUGAUAGUGCUGCAUCUUCCACCUCAACAACAUCUCAUAAAUCAAAAUACACAACCGCUUCUCUUAGAUCCCCUCAAUCUUCUUCAAUACAAACUUCUGAGUCGUUGCUCCAAAAACAUUGUUUACAACAACAACAACAUCAACAACCACCAUCUUCAACAUCUCUUUUAGAACCACCAAUCAAACUAGAAUCUCCUGUCCCUAAAUAUCUCCAACAUCCUUCCUCUUCUACUUCAUCUUCCUCCUCAGCUCUCUCUGCACAGAUUCGUUCUCCAAGCUCCACUAGAACCCCACUUAGCGAGCUUCGCAGACCUUCUUCCACUUCUAGCUCGGCCUCCUCCCCAUCCAUGCCCCCCUCACCAACUUCUUCUUCAGUCAAGGAAACAAACUAUGUCGUCAUCGAUGUCAACCCCGUCUCAGGAAGAAAACUACUUAACAAGUACGAAAUUAUUAAAGAGUUAGGUCGUGGCCAGCAUGGCAAAGUCAAGCUUGCUCUCGACACUGAAACAAAUGAAUUGGUGGCUAUUAAAAUUGUUGACAGGCUUGGCAAACCAAAACUUGGUCGUGUUCGCCCAGGUCUUAGUCAUGAAGAUAAAGUCCGCCGGGAAAUUGCCAUUAUGAAAAAAUGCCACCACCCAAACAUUGUCAACCUACUGGAAGUUCUUGACGACUCGUCUUCUAAAAUCUACCUGGUUCUCGAGUACUUGGAACGAGGUGAAGUUCAUUGGCAAGACGCUGAUGGGAAUCCUGCGCUUACCCAAGACCAAGCCCGUGACGUUGCUCGAGACGUCAUUUCUGGCCUUGAAUACCUGCAUUUCCAAGGCAUCAUUCAUCGCGACAUAAAACCUGCAAACCUCUUGCGUGACAAAAAUGAUACUGUUAAAAUAUCUGACUUUGGUGUGUCCUAUGCAACCAACCUCGAUGCUAACACGAGCGAUGAAUUUGAGUUGGCAAAAACCGCGGGAACACCGGCUUUUUUCGCACCCGAGCUAUGUGCAACAUCAUCCCCUGAUGGGGGCCCACGACCCCCUAUCACUGCUAAAAUUGAUAUCUGGGCUUUUGGUGUCACUCUUUUUUGCUUAAUCUAUGGCAAACUCCCAUUUAGCGCUGAAAACGAGUUUGAGCUUUUUGAUGUGAUUGCAAAUGAUCCCUUGGUUUUCCCAGACGAAGUCUCGGAAUUCCCAGUCCCUAAAAAGAAGCGCAACUUUCAUUCAAUCUUUUACAAUGCCGAUCUUUCAAAUGAUUCUUUGGACGACUUGGAGGAUGAACAAGAGGGACAACAGUCUCCUCAAAGUGACGGUAACACUGAAGAUAUUGAGAGACCCCCCGUUGUUCCAAACCCAGCACUUACUUCAGUCAAGGACCUUUUACGUAAGAUUCUUGAAAAAGAUCCUACAAAACGCAUCGAUUUAAAUGGCAUCAAGCACCAUCCUUGGAUGAUGGAAGGCAUGGAUCUUCCACGCCUUGAACACUUUUUGACAGACACCACAGAUGAUCAGCGCAUUGUUGUCACCAAUGAAGAUGUCCAACGGGCUGUAUCUGGAAUCGGAAGUCGCAUUAAGCGCGGCAUAUCCCGUGGCUUGUCGCGAUUAGGUUCUUCUGCGCUUCACUUUGCCGGUCUCAGACGUAAGGGGUCCUCUUCUUCUUCCUCGGCAAACCCAUCCGGAGCUCCCUCGCGUUCCGUUUCCAGAGACACAACACAUAGAUCACCCUCUGCAUCCACCAUUGGCUUAAAGUCCCCAAAACAGGGCCCCAGCAGAAGCGACGUAAAAGCCCGCAAUAAAAAGUACUUUGAGUCAUCUACCAUUCUCUCCUCAACAAGCAGUGGCCACGAGUCGGAUUACUCGACAACCUCAUCGUCCCGAUUCAAUUCUAGGAAAAAUACCGGGAACAGCGCUCCCAAUGCCGCAGCCGCCAUGGCUGCUGUAGGCCCCGCUGCUGCUACUAUUAACGACAACUCUCUUCAACUUAUUGAUCAGGCUAUCUUGAGUUCACGCCGCAGCACAAGCUCAAGCUUCUCCAGUUUGUCGUCGCUUUCUAGUUUGCAAUCUGGUGGUCCACCCUUAACUUGGCAAACCUCCAAUCCUAGAGAAUACCAGAUUCAUGGUCAUAACAGAGAAAAGUCUCUGACUGGUGCAAUAAUUAGUCGCACAAAUAGCAACAACACUGCUGGAAUUGGAUCCGGAGUCUCUGCAGCUUCUGCAGCAGCAGCAGCAGCAGCAGCCGCUGCCGCUGCCUCAUCUGGGGACCCGAGCCAUCUUUCGUAUUCAUUGCGAUCGCCAGGAAGCUUAUCGCCAACAAUGCAGUCGCCAAUCACCCCAGUCAUGGGAGCCAUACCAUCAGAUAUUGGCGCAAUAGAUACACGCCAGAAGUCAGCCACACCACGGCUCACCAUUCCUUCUUUUUCACCAUUUAGAGGAGGUCAGCUUCUUUCUGGAGACAGCGACGAAGAAAGUGCAAGCAGCUGUGAUGACGGCAGCGGCACCGACGGAGUCAACUUUGUUGUGUCACCACAGUCGUCGUUCCCUGCUGCUCCACCAAGACUUCCAUCCAGCCGUCAUAACCUCAAGCUUCACAGUGUUUUGACGGAUACCUCCAGCACAGGAAGUGAAUCGGAUGACAGUAGUAGUGCUUGUAGCCCAACCAAUAGCCGUGGCAAACCUUUAAUUCCAAAGCAUUCGUAUCCAUUGGGGGACUAUGGAGAUUACUAUGGAGCAACUGGAUACUCGGACGGAUAUGACUAUGACGAUAAGCUAGGCACAUCCUACAAUAGCAUUAGGGGAGACAGUGUAAGCAUACCGUUCCAUUCCCCUAGUAACACUUUUAGCUCGAGUGGGCUGGCGACGCCGGUUGCCGGCUCGGCCAGUAUUUCCGGCCCAUCGACAAUAACUACAACGGGGCUGGGCCCCGUGCCUGCAGGCCAUGAUGGCAGCAUGUGCAGCACGGAGAGCGCAGUUAGCGCCGCUAGCACAGCCAGCUAUAGCACACUGAGCGGGCUCAAGGGCUCGAGCAGUCACCAAUUGCCUCAGUUGGAUGUGGAUGAUGGCGAUAGCGGGUUAUUUGGAGAUGAUGAGCGAGGGUUUGGAGAUGACUCGGAGUUGUUUUUACGCAAGAAGUCUACCUCGUCAUCUUACCAACAUCGUUUAAGCACAUCUAGUGAUAUGCAACCGCUAUCGAGUGUUCCUGAAAUAACAAAUAUUACAAAUACCACCCCAAUGAAGAUUAACGCUUUAACACCAGCACACUUACGCAACAACGGGUCUCGACCCACCCUCACGAGCUCUUCAGCUGCAUCCAUCAACUCAGUAUCUUCCUCGUCUUCUGAUGAAGGCGGCGGCGGUUUGACAUUGGUGGUGGAGCGCAGAAAGAGCAGCACACCGGCAAGUGUUCCAUUAUCUGCAAACAGUUCUGCUCCUUCGCUUUCUAAGAAAAACUCGCUACCGCCGAUCCCCACCCCAACUUAUGCCACCAUCUCACGGCUUGUAUCUACGCCUGGACCGGUGACACCAACAGGGUCUGGCAGCGUGGUUGGAUCGGGUGUCUCGACGCCUACAGGAGCCCGGUUUUCGACUAACUCUAAGUUUGCACCGGUGACUGCUCCACGAUUGUCACCCCACCCAUCCAAGACUGCAGCUACUGCAGGAUUUAACCCAUCAUCACCAGCCAGCUUUAACGCGCGCCGGGCAGAUAGUAUUAGUAGCACUGUGAGCCGGCUGAGCACCAGUAGCGGCGGGAGCGAGGUGCUACCAUUGCCAUCGAAUCUUGCUUCGGAGAUGCUUGGCGGCGGUGUUGGUAGUGGUGGACUAAUGCCAAUGUCCCCUGGGUUUGCUUAUGACGAUAUGGAACAUAUUGUGGCUCAUCAUACGUACCGUCAACCUCCUGGGGUUAGCAUCUCAACACCAAUUACGCCCAGUGGGGUGCCCACAACACCUGGAGGCAUGAUGCCGCUGGCAUACUCAGCUACUGGAGAUAGCGGAUUAUCUGUAUUGCCGAGUAGUGGUAGCGGGUACUCGCUUCAUAUGACCACAAGUCACGAUAGUACAGUGAGUGCUGGAAGUAGCAGCAGUGCCAACUCGUCAUCCGGGUCAUUGGUAAUUAAUGUACCACGACGGUCAGCCAACAUUACGCCAGCCAGUAGCCGCACCAGCAAACCAGGGAGUAAUAGAGAAAAAGAAGAAGGGGAAAACGGCAAUAAUAAGAACUUAAGCGGUGACAGUCAACGAACAGGUCGCAGCCACGGCCCAGGAUACGGGGCACAUGCGCGAAGCCGGUCAGUGGCAGUGGGCGAAGUCCAGUACCACCGGCAAAUGGUGGACGCAUACAAGUGCGACGGGUCUGCGUAUAACUAUACAACACCUGGGCCCGCGAGUCCUGUAUGUGGGGUUGGUGCUGGGUUUUGCUUGAGCGAUAGCGACGACGAUGACGAUGACGAUGACGAUAAUGAUAGCGAUGAGACUCAAGAGCUUCAACUGGAGUUUGGACGCGGAUCAUCGGGGAUACGAUCGCCUGUGUGCAAGUGA
Messenger RNA from Magnusiomyces paraingens, 5160 nucleotides. RefSeq lists its product as uncharacterized. Lineage: Eukaryota; Fungi; Ascomycota; Dipodascomycetes; Dipodascales; Dipodascaceae. Gene Ontology annotation, biological process: protein phosphorylation. Gene Ontology annotation, molecular function: ATP binding; protein kinase activity. The transcript is spliced from 2 exons. The record is from RefSeq and is a predicted model, not a curated record. The coding region runs from base 1 to 5160 and encodes 1719 amino acids.